Molecule: messenger RNA, 5856 nt
Organism: Paramuricea clavata
Lineage: Eukaryota; Metazoa; Cnidaria; Anthozoa; Malacalcyonacea; Plexauridae
Source: the annotation of a GenBank genome assembly
AAAUAACGGUAAGUGAUCACUUUUAUUGAUUUCUUUUUAUUAAAAGUGUUAACAUAAUAUUUUAUUUUGCAAAAGUUUGUUUUUUCCCUAUCUACUCCUUAUUAAAAUCGUGAAAAGCACUGACUGGAGUUUCGGAUACUCAUAUAUUAAAAAACAAAGCAGCGAAUGAUAUAAAUUCCUCAAAAUGUAACUCUUGCAUAAAAAAAAACAUGAAUACUUCUAUAAUAUGUAUAGUUUUUUCCUCUGCAUGAUCAAAAAAUUUAAUAAAAUAGUGAGUUAAUAUAACUUUCUAUAGUUGAUAGACUGAAUGUAUCGGCGUGACACAAUUUGCCGCCUGUUUCUUCUCUGUACUAUCUCUUCUCUGUGAUUAUACUAAGCGAAAGCUGCGAAGCAAAGAUAUAAAAUUAUGGCGGAAAUUGAAGAGGUAUUGGACAUCAGUUCCAGUCUCGUUCUAUUUUCUUCUGCGCGGCCAACACGUGGCUGACGUCAUACGUGCAAGGAGCGUGCAGAAAUUUCGUGUAUAUAUACAUAUAUAUAUAUAUAUAUAUAUAUAUAUAUAUAUAUAUAUAUAUAUAUAUAUAUAUAUAUAUAUAUAUAUAUAUAUAUAUAUAUAUAUAUAUAUAUAUAUAUAUAUAUAUAUACUGUAAGUAGUAUAGCUCCUUCUGGUGACCAGUAUUCCCGCCAAGAUUAACAACUGGUUGUAUUGUGUUGUAAACAAUGCACUAGCCAUACAUUGGCAAUACUUCUUUCAACUUAACGGGUAGUCAAUUUUCUUAAACAAGUUUGGAAAAUAUUAACGGUAAAGCUGAACUACUGAAUUAAAAGGCAAAGGUAAAAGAGUUCCAUUCUGUGAUAAUAUUUUUUCUUUGUUAAUAUGUAUAUUAAAUGAAUGCAUAAAUAGUGUAUUAUAAGUCGUUAUAACUUACAAUACAAGCUAGUAGAAAUUAAUUUGCUGUUUAGCGGUUAAUAUAAAAUGCCAAUUACAAUUUAUUAUUGAUUUAAUAAAAGGGAAAACUACAAAUUUAAUUGAACAAGCAAUGAAGAAUUUUGAGCUCAGUGGAACCAUUUUUAUCUACAGCUCCAAAUAAUCGCGUACAUGUACUGUCCACUGCCAAUUUUUAUAGAUUGCAUUGUGAAAUGGUUAUGACUUAUGACAGUUAUGUCGAUUUUAUAUUUAUGUUAGUUCAUUGCCAUUAUUGACCAGCUUAAUUACAUUUAAUUUUUUUUAUGAUCAAUAUAUAUACAUUCAGUUCAUUCCCCAUUGGGACUUUUCAGUGACCGAUUACAUCGAAUAUUAUACGCUUACUUAUAUUAGCUACUUAGCCUAGACUAUUAUUUAUCUUAUAUUUACAAUUAACUGUGAUAUCACUGAUAUUACUAAUUCCUUGUUUAUCCUAACCCACUCUGUGAACUUUUUCUGUGGGAGGAAACCAGAGCGGCCGGAGAUAACCCAUGACUUUGGGCAGACUCUUUUCACAUGAGCCGGCAGCGGGAAAUUUAUGGGUUUUUUUUAAUUAAACCGUGAUAUAUUCUUCGACCAUGCCCAAAUUACCACAUGUUUAUUGCUGUUAAUUUACUACCGAAUAAUUUUGAUUUAUAAUCGCGAAGUCAUUAACAGUGGGGUCCAGAUGCUUUGCGGGACCAAGUUUUGGCGGACAUUUUGAUCAACUUUUCAAAGGUCUGACUCAAAAUUAUUGUGGAUGGGGGUGUACCCCCUCCGUUAUAACACCAUAAAAACUCGCGGCUCGUUUUCUAUAUUUCUAGAACAAUAUUUGCAUCAUUUCAUUUAAAUAAGGGUAGAUAAUUUCUUUUUCCGUUUUAAAUUCACACUAAUUACGUUAUUCUUAAUCAUUUUUCUGUUCAUAGAAAAUGAAUAAAGUCGGCCUAGUCCUCGUGCUCCUUGCUGUGCUUGUAUAUUUGGGACAUGCGCAAUACAAUGAUUUCAAACCCUUACCGGAAAGAGCAAAAGACCUGAUGAUACGACGCAUGCUCAUUGGCAAGGGAUGUCCGGAGUGCAAAGAGAUAAGAUGUCCCGGUCGAGCCAAGCAAUGUACUCGUGGAAUCCUCCGUGACGCGUGUAACUGCUGUAACAUAUGCGCCCGCAACGAGGGGGAGGUCUGUGGCGGGAAAUACUACAUUCACGGAAAAUGCGCUCAGGAGGCACAUUGUGACCUCAGGAGGGCGACCAUUGAUAACCCCGUAGGAGUAUGUGUCAACAACGAUAGGGCAAAGAAGUAAACAAAUUAAGUAAACUGACAAACUGAGUAAAUAAGUUAACAGUAGAUAAGUAAACAAAUUAGCCAUUUCUCAAAGUCCUUGGUCUACUCGCGCGAAUCCCAUGUUGGAGGGACAAGAAAUAUGGCAGCACACAUUUAAAUUAAAUGUUUACUGUAAAAAGGAGAUAUUUCAGUUUUUGGUCGUUUAAAAAGUUGAUAUUUGAUACCAUACCUGUCACUAUAUAUUUUGUCCCUCCAAACGAUCCCAGAAUGCACCGUCAUAUCUUUUGGGAAAAGGCUAAUUGGAUAGAGAAGUAAAUAAAUAAAUACGAUGGAAAAGUAAACAAAGUUUAGACUUGGUAUUUAUAAUUAAACAAGCGUACAAACUAGUGAGUAAGCAAAUAUGGACUGUAUGGACUAAUUUGUGUUAAACUGAAAAAAAAUUCAUCUUCAUCAAUUUUUAUCAACUUCAAAGUUGAUAAUCAAUCAGAGUAAAUAUAAGAAGAUAGUCAGAUAUAAGAAGAUUUUUGCAAAAAAGUCUAAAAUAAAGAUGAUGUAAGAAAAAAUGUCAUGUAAGAAAACUUGCCCCUGUAAUAUGUGCCCCGUAUACGUUUUAAUCAAAACAUAUGGCAUUAUAUAAUAACGUUAAGAAUUCAAGCGCUUUCAUUGGUCGACAGCCAUGAUCUAUUAGAGGACAGACGCACAGAAUACGUCACACAAAACCUUAUCCAAUAGCAUUUUAUAGAUCAUAUGCACAUGAUAUUUGUAAAAUUUCGACUUUUUUAAAGGUGAUCUACAGUCCGAUCUGCGCAUGUGCACAAAUGAGCCCACUUUUUAUGAUAUAAACAGUUUAACUAUGUUUUGAGUUCUUGAAAAGCCUGAUUGUUGUUUCUUGUUCAUUUAUUAUACUCUAGAAGCUUGAAAAUAUAAAUAGUUGUCGAAUAAAGCUCAAUAUUUUGGACACAAAAAUGUAAACAAAGGCUUUGUUUACAUACGGACUGUAGAUCACCUUUAAAAUUCCAAUGUUUGGGUGGAUAAAAAGUAAGCUAUUUAAAUGUUUAAUUCGGGGAUUUUCUUUUUAUUAUAUAAAGCAAAUAGAUAAGAUUCUGCCGUUGUCUUUUCAGUUAUAGAUACACAGUAUGACAUCAUAAAAUGUGGGAAAAACAAAAAAGAGACCCGCUCGCCUCGGCGACUCGUGAGCCACUUUCUGUUCCUCCCACAUUAUGACGUCAUACUGUGUAUUUAUAACCGGCAAAAUCUUAUCUAUUUGUUAAAGAGUCCUGGUCAACCACAAUGCAAUGCGUGCGUUUGUUUACGUUUCUGUUACGUUGUGGGCCAGAGGCAGCCAUUUUUGUGGCCUCGAAAAUGGCGGCAGCAAUUGAGAAAAGUAACAGAAAAACGUAAACAAAAGCGCGCAUUGCAUUGUGGUUGACUAGGACUCUUUAAAUAUUUGACAUAUUUUAUUCACAAGAUUUCUAAAAACAUACAAAUCUUUAUAUUCUAUAAUUUAAAGCGAGUUGGAAUGAAGGCUCAGUGGUCUAGUGGUAUGAUUCGCGCUUCGGGUGCGCGAGGUCGCGGGUUCGAUUCCCGCCUGAGCCCCCAUUUUUCAUUUUUAUUCCCCCGAAUUUUUUUCCAACUUUAUGUUACAAAUAUGAGCCCACUUUCAUCAAGUCUGUCUACGGAAAUAAAGUUCGAGUACACAUUGUGAAAAAAUUCGUGUUUUGUGAAAUUACAAAUUUACCCGCACGCCCAACUUUCCCAAAAUUCUGCAGGCGAGAGGUUUCAAAAAUCAGGCAUGCAGGCAAUGCUUGUUAUGAUAUAUACGAUAAAUUCAAUUGUCAAAAAUACUUAUCACUCCUUAAAUAAAUUUGAAACAUCGCUUUAUUAAUUUAAGGAAGUAUUUGGUAUACUCAGCAUAUUAAAUUUAAAGUUUUUAGAAAAAAGGUAAAAAGUUCGUAAAUCAAAAAGUGGGGGCUCAGGCGGGAAUCGAACCCGCGGCCUCUCGCACCCAAAGCGAGAAUCAUACCACUAGACCACUGAGCCAUCUCCGACAGGACACAGCAAUUUAGAGAAUUUAAGGCAGAUAAUUAACGAUUUCACAUUUGUAGGGACUUUUUAAGGAUUCGGGAGUUGAGCAUAGAUAUAGGAGUUGACUUUUAGAGCUUUUUAGCUGACUCGUCCCCAGUCGCUUCAGUAACGCGCGCGUUGAAUUACUACAAAACGCCUCGGGGCAUUCCCAUGGUCCUUUGCGUUAGAAGCAGUGUUAGGGACUGUGGAAGAGUCAGGCUUUUUAGCACCCUACACGCCCUGUUGUCACCUCUUCCCCUUUAAAGGAGAUCUACAGUCCGAUCUGCGCAUGUGCACAAAGGAGCCCACUUUUUAUGAUACAAACAGUUUAACUAUGUUUUGGGUUCUUAAAAAGCCCGAUUAUUGUUUCUUGGUCAUUUAUUACUGGCUCUAGAAGCUUGAAAAUAUAAAUAGUUGAGAGCUGUAGAGCACCUUUAAAAAUCGUCGGAAAUGCUGCAUGUUUUAUGUACUUUCUGCCGCACUAUUUUUCAUUUUGUUUUUCGUAUUGUUAGUGUACAUUGUUUUUACGUAUCUUUUAAUGAAGUUGGAUUAAAAAGGACUAUACGUAGAGCUGAAUUACAAAGAAGGUUCCAUAAUAUAACAGCACGGUUGAAGCAGGUGGAUUUAUGGGUGGUAGUUUAUAGUGGGGUUGAUUGUUUCGUGCUUUUUCGCUUUUUUCUUGAGUGUUUAAUUGAUGGCAAAGCCAAAGGCAGCUAAACUUUUACUGUUUAAUCCAUCGAUCCAUAGCAAAUAUACAUAUCCAUACACACUCCAAAAACACUUAGCCUCAGGAUAAAAUGUUCCUGCUUAACCUUGGACUGAUUUUGUCCCUACAUUAGCAAAAGGUGGCCGCACUAGACAUAGUCCCAAUUGAACAUAAUACACGCUCUGUCCUUACUCGCUUUAUCGUGUAAAGCAAUCGCUUCUCCGGAGCUGUAUCGGUCUCCCAACCUGCGAACGGGCAUGCUCUGAGUACGAGAUCGCAGCAUCCAAAAAUAGUAGGAAAAAACGAUCAUUCGAUAUGUCAAUAACAAAUGUAAAAACAUACCUGUUUUUAUAGUGUGUGCAAGUUUCUCUGUCAGAUAUCUAAGUUGGUGAAUAUGCAAUGGAAGACACUUAAAUCAAAUGAAAAUCAAAUUCUGAGGUACUUAGUAAACAAUUUGCUAGUGUUUUCACGACAGAAAAUGUCGAGAAUAUACCAACUCCAGGAAGUAACUUCACGCCUGCCAUUGGUAAUAUUGUGAUCACGGUGAAAGGAGUCGAGAAACAACUAGCAUCCUUAGAUGCAAAGAAAGCAAGUGGACCGGAUGGAAUUCCACCAUGGUUUCUAAAAGAAAAUGCAAGUCAAAUAGCACCGAUUCUGACAGAUAUCUACCAGGAAUCAGUUAGUAGCGGUAGCUUACCUGGCAAAUGGAAAGAAGCCAAUGUAUGUGCGGUAUUUAAAAAAGGGAAAAAGUGUGACCCGGGAAACUAUCGGCCGAUAUCUUUAACCUGCAUCGCUAGUAAGGUUUUAGAACACAUUGUGCAUAGCCACUUAAUGAAGCACAUGGGCGUACCGGAAGGAAAAAUUUAG